CUCCACUCGGAGCACAGCCCCCGUCCAAGGCCCCACGCCAAGUUCCGCCCAUACUCGCCCUCGCUCCACCCACACUCGCUCCAGCCUCUCCCGAGGCUGGGGACGCCAGGCUCACCCCGUCUGGACCAGGGUGGAGUGCGGUGGGCCAGGCGGGUCAGCUCCGUCCGCUCUGUCCGCUCGGUCCCUGCGUCCCCGCGUCCCCGCCAUGGGCGCCCGCCAGUCGUCGCCGCAGCCUGGACUGCUCUUGUUGUUGCUGCUGCCGCCAGUGGCCCGCGCCUCCGAGGCUGAGCACCGCCUGUUUGAGCACCUGUUCGAGGACUACAACGAGAUCAUCCGGCCCGUAACUAACGUGUCCAACCCGGUCAUCAUCCAGUUCGAGGUGUCUAUGUCCCAGCUGGUGAAGGUGGACGAAGUGAACCAGAUUAUGGAGACAAACCUGUGGCUCAAGCAGAUCUGGAAUGACUACAAGCUGAAAUGGAAUCCCUCUGACUACGGGGGAGUGGAGUUCAUGCGCGUGCCCACCGAGAAGAUCUGGAAGCCAGACAUUGUGCUGUAUAACAAUGCUGUUGGGGAUUUCCAGGUGGACGACAAGACCAAAGCACUCCUCAAGUACACAGGGGAGGUGACGUGGAUUCCUCCGGCCAUCUUCAAGAGCUCGUGCAAGAUUGACGUGACCUACUUCCCGUUUGAUUACCAAAACUGCACCAUGAAGUUCGGGUCCUGGUCCUAUGACAAGGCUAAAAUCGACCUGGUCCUGAUCGGCUCCUCCAUGAACCUCAAGGACUACUGGGAGAGCGGCGAGUGGGCCAUCAUCAAGGCCCCGGGCUACAAGCACGACAUCAAGUACAACUGCUGCGAGGAGAUCUACACGGACAUCACCUACUCCCUCUACAUCCGGCGCCUGCCGCUCUUCUACACCAUCAACCUCAUCAUCCCAUGUCUGCUCAUCUCCUUCCUCACCGUGCUCGUCUUCUACCUGCCGUCCGACUGCGGGGAGAAGGUGACGCUCUGCAUCUCCGUGCUGCUGUCCCUGACCGUCUUCCUGCUGGUCAUCACCGAGACCAUCCCGUCCACCUCGCUGGUCAUCCCGCUCAUCGGCGAGUACCUGCUCUUCACCAUGAUCUUUGUCACCCUGUCCAUCGUCAUUACGGUCUUCGUGCUCAACGUGCACUACCGGACGCCAACCACGCACACCAUGCCUGCGUGGGUGAAGACCGUGUUCCUGGACCUGCUGCCCAGGGUCAUGUUCAUGACCAGGCCGGCUGGCGGUGAGGACCACACUGUGAACCCAAGGACCCUCAAUGGUGCCGAGCUCUCGAACCUGAACUGCUUCAGCCAUGUGGAGUCAAAGGGCUGCAAAGAAGGCUACCCCUGCCAGGAGGGCACGUGUGACUACUGCCACCACCGCAGGGUGAAGAUCUCCAACUUCAGUGCCAACCUCACAAGGAGCUCCAGUUCUGAGUCUGUCGAUGCAGUGCUGUCCCUCUCGGCUCUGUCACCAGAAAUCAAAGAGGCCAUCCAGAGUGUCAAGUACAUUGCCGAAAACAUGAAAGCACAGAAUGAAGCCAAAGAGAUUCAGGAUGACUGGAAGUAUGUCGCCAUGGUAAUUGAUCGCAUCUUUCUGUGGGUCUUCAUCCUGGUGUGCAUCCUGGGUACAGCGGGGUUGUUUCUGCAACCCUUGAUGGUCAGGAGUGAUUUGUGAGCUCAGAGUGGGGUUUGCCUGAGGCUGUCCGGAGGGAG
Messenger RNA from Heterocephalus glaber (naked mole-rat), 1740 nucleotides. RefSeq names its product cholinergic receptor nicotinic alpha 3 subunit (gene Chrna3). Gene Ontology annotation, molecular function: transmembrane signaling receptor activity; acetylcholine-gated monoatomic cation-selective channel activity. Gene Ontology annotation, cellular component: postsynaptic membrane. Lineage: Eukaryota; Metazoa; Chordata; Mammalia; Rodentia; Bathyergidae. The record is from RefSeq and is a predicted model, not a curated record. Gene Ontology annotation, biological process: monoatomic ion transmembrane transport.